Molecule: messenger RNA, 3114 nt
Organism: Pantherophis guttatus
Lineage: Eukaryota; Metazoa; Chordata; Lepidosauria; Squamata; Colubridae
Source: RefSeq, a predicted model, not a curated record
UCGUGUUUCAAGCUGCGGCGCGCGCCUUUGAAUGAGUUUUUCAAAAAGGAAACCAGUGACUUCUACAGUGUCAUCUGGCUGCUGUUAGAAUCUGCAUUGAGAAGUCUCAAAUCUUUGUUCUGCUGGCAGGUUUCAUCAACAAUUAAAGAGGCAACCAUGACUUUGGACAAAUUGGUUAUCAAGUGUGGAAACUUUGCAGUCUUGGUAGAUUUCCAUAUUGCAUCUCAGGACCGUAUGUGGUUUUCUGAUCAUCAGAGAGAGGAAGUCUGUCUUCUGCUGAAAGAUACAGUUGAAUCAAGAGUACAACAGUACUUGAAAGCACGUAAAUUACAUGGCCGGUGCAAGCAAACAGAACAUGGAGAAGCUAAUUCUUUGUCUUUAAGAGCGGACGAAUUUCACAUUUCAGCUUACUUUGUCAAAAGAUGGGCUAAUCUGCGAUGUAUUGGACAACGGCACGGUGAAUUACGUGUAUUUCCGGAUCGUUUUGUGAUUUAUGUCUCAAGAUUUGAACCCGAUCCAUCUUCUUGGGUCAAAGAAAGUGUGGCAUUGGAGGAGAAUCUAUUCACCAAGGUGUCUGAAUAUUUUCAAGGUUCAGCUGAAGAUAGAAAAUGCCAGAUUUCCCUGACUCAACAGGAAAAACAAGACACUCUAAAAAAGUUAAAUCAAAGUAGAAAAACCACUAAACUGUUGAAAAAAAGACAACAUGUCCAACACACACACUCGAAUAUGGUGAAGAGUGAGAAUGAAGAGGGCAACACAUGCUAACAAGAAGAAACCUCAGCCCAGGGUGGCCACCACGAAAGUAUAUCUUGGCUCACCAGAUUCAGACACGGAGUAGGAAGAAUGCAUUUCAACCAGUUUGAUGCUCCAGCCUGAACUGAAAAUGUAGGCGUAAAACACAAUCAAAAGAUUGCAUAAAUAGAGCUAAGAGCAGCUUGGGACUUCCUGUUUCAGAAUGGGCAAUGAUGUGGACUGGAGACAGCCAAGCAACGCUAACAGCCAGCAAAAACUUCAUUUGUGGAGUGGUUAGACAUGACUUCUCUGCAGGAACCCUCAGCGGUGCUAUGAGUCAGCACUGCCACAUCCAAACCGAAGUCAAAGGGUGACUGAAAGAACUGAAAUAGUGCGCUGUGCAUGCAGGAGGAAGAAAGAUGUCUCCAAGGCCAGGAUCACCCGGUUCCCAGAUGCAAGAGUCCUACUUGGUAGUUCAGAGCCCUCUUCUAGAGAAGUCCCCACCAAAUCCCACAUCGUGAUCCGAAUGAGGCUUGGCAGGAUUCACGUCUGAUGAAGAAUUGCUUACUUAAAGAAAAAAACUUCCCUUGAGACUGGUUUUAUGAGAAGUGCUACAGCAUUGUGCAGACAGACCCAAUUCAACCACAGACACCAAAUAGUCCUUAAUGUUUCACUCCUGAAAUAUGCCAAGCCAGGGUUGAGAGAGAGGGAGAGAUCCAAAAACAGGGUGAAAGGAAAAAGGUAAAAAAUAAGGCAAGAAAAUCUGUGCCUUCCUCUGGUGCUACCGUAUCCCUUUUACAUGUGUCACGUGUAAUGAACAAGUAGACUUUGCUGAAGAUUUGAAAGCAAUUCCUGAACUAAUUAAGAAGUCUGAGAUUUUUAGGGACACUGAAAUAAGCAAAAUUCAGGAUGCAUGGCAGUCAAGGAUAGCUCCAUAGCUUGAAUCAUAAGGAAUCAUUCUGAGUUCUGUUUCCUUGGCAUAUAAUUGACAGAUUUGAAGUUUCUCCAUCACAAUGACAGAAAUCUGUUUUAUGGUCCUUUGUCUGUUUAGCUCUUCUGUUUUUAUUUAAUAGUAUAAUGGAAAAUAAAUAUUUUCCUUCUGUAAAAUGUGUUUUUACACAUCUUUUUUUCCCUGUGUCUUGUCUGAUAAAUCACUUUGCAUAUUCAAAACUUCUUUUGAAGAAAUGAUGCCGUAUGCUUAAGUGAAUAGAUUUCCACAAGACACAGAUUAAAGAAUCGAACCAUUAGUGCCUGAAAUCCACAUAAAGAGCCUUUUUCUAACUAUGGUCCAUUUGAGGUUAUCAGCUUUGCUGUUCCGUUGCCUCAUUUUCCUGUUGCAAUAAAUGUUGAUGAGGAAAUUAAACUGCAUCAGGAUUGCUUCAAGCAGGCUUAGCACCUUAAUAGCUGGAGGGCUCAUUGUCUAGACUCUAGGACAAUCGAUCCUAACAAUAAUAUCCUUGGUUUGUUUGUUACUCGUGCACAUUUCUUUUUACUCUUUCUAAAAGAAGUGUGGGAGAAUGUUAUUUCCCAAUAUAAUCUCACAACAGCGCUGUACAGUAAGCCUGAAAGAAAGAAAACAAAUGCCCCAAGAUAAAUGAAAUUUAGGGGUAGUGAAAUUUCUGAUCUAGAAAUUCACUGUCCUCUUUGGUGCUGUGAACAUAGCACCAUCCUAUGAAUGUCAAAAUGAUACUUUUUUAAAAAUCACAUAAUUGUUUCAAUACAAUGAUUUAAUGCUUUUAAAGAUCUGUAGUAUAAACUGUUACAAAUCCAAUCCAAUGACAUUGAAGAUCUUGUUUACUUUGCAUUUGAAUUAAAACAGUACUGAUACUAUUUUAAAAAGUAUAUAAACUUCACUGUAGGUCCCUCCCACCCAUUUUAAAAUUCCUUUUGUCCCAUUAAGAGAUUCUCUGCAGUUGUCAAGAUUCAUUGACUGAUUUUAUUUUAUGUGCCUUAGCAUGUUUGAGCAAGCAAAACUGAAAUGCUUCAACAUUCAUUUCUUAAAUAGUUUAAAGCCUUUCCAUUUAUACCAAGGAGAGUGAACAGAACUUAGAAAAGUACUUCCUUCUAGAAGGAAAAUAUCUGAUGUCUCUUUCAUGUACAUUACUAACCCAAAUAUAUUAUCAAGGACAUAGUUGAAUCUACUUUCUGGCAAAUGUUUCACCUUCAUUGAUCAGACUGAAAGACACGUGCAUUAUAAAGUUUAAGAAAGACAUGAAUCGGCUUCCGGUUUGGCUUCUGUCGUCGCUAGACGGUCUUUUGGGACCACCACCCCCGCCGCCCGUAAAGCGCCGCCUUCACAGCUGAGAGGCGGCUCGAAAAACUCCGUUUCCUUAAGGAAAUGUGAGGUGAGCCGGCGAGAGCAGGUAGAGCCCUCUGCGAAGU